This is a messenger RNA of Brassicogethes aeneus, 1566 nucleotides long. The record is from the annotation of a GenBank genome assembly. Lineage: Eukaryota; Metazoa; Arthropoda; Insecta; Coleoptera; Nitidulidae.
AAACACCUGAACAACACAUUCGAUCAAAACGUCAAUGCAAAGAAUGGAAACAAAAUUGAUAUCCUGUCCUGUCUGUCUCAAACCCCAUUUCGACGGUGUAGACGCGCUUAGAUCGACUUUGGUCAACGUCGCGACGUCGAACCUGUCAUGCCCAGUGUGCAACGAGACUCUACAUGGCUUGGACAAGUUAACAAUACAUUUAUUCGGUCACGUAAGUCACGUGGAAGUUGCUACUAAGGAACAAACUGUGUUGGAGGAAAUCGACAAAAGUAUAGACAGCAUAAGUUCCAGUGAGAAAGUGGAGGAAGUGCAUCGGCGUAAGAAUGUUGGAGAGAAGAAAAAUCAAGAGAAAAACAUCCGAUGUGAUAUAUGCGGGUUCUGUUUCACCGACCAAAACAUCCUCGACAUGCAUCAGAAGUUGCUGCAUCAGACAAUCCCCGAUAAAAAGACUGGGAUAUACAGCUACCACUGUCAUCUUUGCAGCAAAAAGUUUAAGAUGAGAGGGAGCCUUAUGGUGCACCUCAGGGUCGCGCAUUAUGGCUUCAGUCACGAUACCGAUGCACCAUUGACAACGAAUGGCAAGAAAAAAGUUGUGAAAAGUGAAAAUGUUGAGGAGAAUUCGGCCAAAGUGAGCAAUAAGCAGAAGCAACAAGAUAAUAAGCAAUGGGAAUGUGAUGUUUGCUCGAAGAUGUUCACCACCAAAUACUUCUUGAAGAAACACAAAAGAUUACAUACAGGAGAAAUGCCAUACACUUGUUCUCAGUGCAGUAAGUCCUUCACAUUUCAACAAUCCUACCACAAACACAUGCUCUAUCAUUCAUCUGAAAAACCCUACGUUUGCAAUGAAUGUGGGAGAGCCUUUAAAGAACUGUCAACCCUCCAAAAUCAUGCAAGAAUUCACUCAGGGGAGCGACCAUUUGGCUGCGAAACAUGUGGUAAACGGUUUCGUCAAAGAGUAAGCUAUUUGGUGCACCGUAGAAUCCACACUGGGGUUAUGCCUUAUAAAUGUACCGCUUGUGAUAAGAGUUUCCGAUAUAAAGUUAGUCAGAGAUCUCAUAAAUGUCCCGUAAGUCCCUCAGGAAAUGUUAUACGAAUAGCAGAAGUAAGCGAUUCUUCGCAAGGUGCCGAAACGUCUCUGAAUGAGGCAACCAAGAGCAAUUUGAAGUGUAUUAUGUCUGUGGAUUAUACCACUGGAAAUAUUAAUUUUAUACCGGAAAAUGUUGUUUUUGUGGACAAAAAUAAUGAAGUAAUAAAGAAUACGACAGAAAAUACCAACAAUGGUACUUUGAGAUCUCCAACUACAACGGAAUCCAGAGAUUAUUUUUCAAUGGUGAUGUCACCUCUUCUACCCGAAGUAGAAUCGUUGUGUUUAACAAAUAAUUCGCCAGUAGAAAGUCCUCCACACCCUUUAAAUACUGGCCAUAUACCGGUCCAAGUUAUAAAUGAUACUUUAGAUAAAUUACUGUACAAUACAAACAAUAAAUUAUAAUUUUUAUUUAGUUUUUUUUAAUAAACUUAAAAAUAGAAAGUUGAACUUUAAGAUCUUUCCAAUUAAUAUGUAAAAAU